AUGAACCCCACCACAAUCAGAUUGUUCUCUUCUAGCACGCUCUUGCGCAAAUUUUCACUCACUUUCUUCACUAAGGACACAUGUCUGCUCUGCAAGAACGCGUCUGUCAUUUUGCACCAGACUUUACAAGCCAAAGAAUUCAAGGACGUGAAAUUGACAACAGUCGACAUCAUGAAACCUGAGAACUCAUCUGCUUUUGAUAAAUAUUGUUAUGAUGUACCAGUGUUGCAUGUGGAUAGAGCAGGUCAGAAGAAACCUGUCAAGUUCAUGCACUAUUUUGACGAGGAAAAGCUUGCGGCUGAAUUCAAGAAAGACAUCUGA
Metschnikowia bicuspidata var. bicuspidata NRRL YB-4993 is the source of this 321-nucleotide messenger RNA. RefSeq lists its product as uncharacterized. NCBI's taxonomy places the organism in Eukaryota, Fungi, Ascomycota, Pichiomycetes, Serinales, Metschnikowiaceae. The record is from RefSeq and is a predicted model, not a curated record. The transcript has a single exon. The coding region runs from base 1 to 321 and encodes 106 amino acids.